This is a messenger RNA of Mesocestoides corti, 618 nucleotides long. The record is from the annotation of a GenBank genome assembly. NCBI's taxonomy places the organism in Eukaryota, Metazoa, Platyhelminthes, Cestoda, Cyclophyllidea, Mesocestoididae.
AUGUUAAUUGAAAAUACGGGUGCUGUAAAUGAUUCAACACUAGAAUUGUCCCUCGUGCCACUCGCAGUUGAUCCCUCAAGGAGUGCCUUAUCUCCCGCUGGUGAAGAGGAAUGUGCAGCUCCCUCAACGAAAUUCAACCGACCAUUGAAGCGAAUACAUCACGUAAAAGCUGACCGCACGAGGCUUCGGUCGCGCCGAAAUUUAAUAAAUCCCGAUCUCACCACCGCUGAAUCAUUUGUCAUCAGUUUGAAUGAAUCCUCAAAAAUAUCGUCAGUGGAGCCUGACGAUGGUGGUAAAAUGGAUAUUUCAACUAUCAGUUUGAAGAAGGCACAAACUAAGCGGUCAAAGAGAAAAGUACGCUCCCGCCGUAAUCUCGUGUCGUCUACGGAGGAUAUAAAUAAUUCAACUUUCGAGAUAAGCAUUGCUCCAAUCGAAAAACAGUCAAGCGAUCGGACUGAACAGUCAGUGAUGCUCGACUCAGUGGUGUCGGGUGAGGAGAGGUCGAUUGCACAGGUGAGGAAUAAUGUGUGUGGUGUGUGGAAGUGCGGUGUCACGGUGCCGAAACGCAAGAUGACAUAUCGUGGACGUCGAGGCACAAGAAGCAGUGGCGGUGGUAAU